AUGCAGUUGAUGUUGAUAGCACUUGUCGCUGUUCUUGUCAGAUGGUGUGUCUCAUUGUGCAAAUAUUCAGGGGCUGGUAAAAGACCUAUGUUUGGUGACUAUGAAGCCCAGCGACAUUGGAUGGAAAUCACAUAUAACCUGCCUGUGCAUGAAUGGUACAAUCAAACGGAGAGAAAUGAUCUUCAGUACUGGGGACUGGAUUAUCCCCCCUUGACAGCCUACCACAGCUGGUUAUGUGGUUUAAUUGCAAACAAGAUCAAUCCUGCCUGGGUUGCCCUGAAGACUUCUCGAGGAUUUGAGAGUCCUGAACACAAGUUGUUCAUGAGAUAUUCAGUGCUGGUGGCAGAUAUUCUCUUCUUCUUCCCUGUUGUGUUUCUCAUGUUCAUGAAAAAUGAACAAACCAAAUAUGCUAUGAGUAAGAGCUUGGUCCUGAUGUUGCUGUCCCCUGGCCUCAUCCUCAUCGACCAUGGACACUUUCAAUAUAACUGUGUAAGUCUAGGGUUUCUACUUCUGGCUGUGAUGUUGAUUGGGAAGGGUCGUGAACUGUGGGGAUCUGUUUUCUUCGUCUUGGCGUUGAACUAUAAACAGAUGGAGCUGUUCCAUGCCUUCCCAUUCUUCUUCUACUUACUUGGAUUGUGCUUCAGGAAGCUGGAUCAGAACAGGGUCAUGAGACUGAUGAAGAUAGCGAUCACAGUCAUUACUACGUUUGCUGUCUGCUGGGCUCCAUUCCUUUCUAACAAAGACUCCGCCCUUCAAGUGCUUCACCGACUUUUCCCCUUCAGUCGUGGCCUUUACGAGGACAAAGUGGCCAACGUGUGGUGUAGUCUUUCAGUGGUGGUCAAACUCAAGGACAUUUUAAAUCGAGACCAGCUUGUAUUACUGUGCUUGACCUCAACAUUGCUGAUGUGCCUUCCAUCAUCGCUGAAUCUCCUGUUCAAACCAAGUUUUCUGCGAUUUAAAUAUGCUUUAAUAAAUUGUUCUUUGGUGUUUUUCCUGUUUUCAUUCCAAGUUCAUGAGAAGAGUAUACUUAUUGUUACAGUAAUUGUAAACCUGUUUUCUGUACAGUUGCCUUUCUGGAAUCUUUGGUUCACAGUCAUCUCAACAUUCAGUAUGCUUCCCCUGCUGAUUAAGGAUGGAUUGUUGACAGCUUACAUUGCCAUCACUUUGUUAUAUAUCCUCAUCAGCCGUGGUAUCACUCCGGUUUUUGUGUUGCCUAGCAAUGAAUAUAGACUACAGCGCCGCCUUCAGAAAUUUACUUUUUACUGGUCCAUGUUUGGGGUGAUUGCCUUGACAACAUUGUCCGUGUUUACCACACCACCACCCAAACUUCCUGAUCUUUUCCCAGUCCUGGUUUCCAUGUAUUCCUGUGCUCAUUUCCUCCUGUUUCUCAUUUAUUUCCACAUGCGACAGUUUCAGUGUCAAGACACAGAGACAACGAACACAUCACACACUACAUACACACAGCUCAAAAAGAAACAAUAGUUGGAAUAUUUGCUUCAAUUAGGGAAUGAUGUUUUUUUGCUCUCCUAUACAAAGGGUCAUUGAAAUGGACACUGGUAAAAUAUAAUCAUGACGUACUCCCACAAAUUUGAGAACACAUGAAGGUUUAGGUUAUUCUGGUUUACAUUGAUUUAAAUAAACAAAAUCAUGAUAGU
This is a messenger RNA of Ylistrum balloti, 1655 nucleotides long. RefSeq names its product dolichyl pyrophosphate Man9GlcNAc2 alpha-1,3-glucosyltransferase-like. Gene Ontology annotation, molecular function: dolichyl pyrophosphate Man9GlcNAc2 alpha-1,3-glucosyltransferase activity. The coding region runs from base 1 to 1482 and encodes 493 amino acids. Lineage: Eukaryota; Metazoa; Mollusca; Bivalvia; Pectinida; Pectinidae. The record is from RefSeq and is a predicted model, not a curated record. The transcript is spliced from 14 exons. Gene Ontology annotation, biological process: protein N-linked glycosylation. Gene Ontology annotation, cellular component: endoplasmic reticulum membrane.